Daphnia carinata is the source of this 1798-nucleotide messenger RNA. Its product is annotated as alpha-taxilin-like. Gene Ontology annotation, molecular function: syntaxin binding. Lineage: Eukaryota; Metazoa; Arthropoda; Branchiopoda; Diplostraca; Daphniidae. The record is from RefSeq and is a predicted model, not a curated record. The coding region runs from base 316 to 1764 and encodes 482 amino acids. The transcript is spliced from 5 exons.
CUUGAAACUAUUCAUUCAGUUCGCGGGGGAAAAAGCUCUUUUCCCGGACACGGACGUCCGGCCCUUGCCUUACAGCAGAGAAAGACAACCAACCGGCUGUUAUUAGCAGUAUUACUAUUUCGAGAGACCUCCCAAACGUUCGUAAAAAUUCUUGGGCUGGGCUGGCAGUUUCUUUUUUCUUUUGGUUACCAACAAAUAGCUUUAUUCCAUUUUUAGAGGUUUAAGACGCACUGACUAGAGAUAUUUUUGUGAGGUUUAACGUGUUUUAAAAAUUCAGCUACCCGUAUUCAAAGUGGAAAGUGGAAAACAGAAACAAUGAGUGGUUCUAAAUCUGAAGAAAUAACCGAAGAGCUUGCAAGUGUGUUGAAAAGUUGCGGAGAGAAAAAUGAAAAAAGCAAAUCUCGCAAAAAAGAAAUGCGAAAUGUGGAAGUACUUCUGAAAUCAAUGAACAAUUUAUCAUUUGAAGAAAAAUUGAAGGUGUUUACUCAUAAAUAUGCUGAAUUACUGGAAGAAAAUGGAGCAAAUCUUUCUAACCUGAAAGUCUAUGAAAAACACAUUCAAGUUUUACAGAAGGAAAAAGAACAGCUCCAGAUGGAAAAUGGAAAGUCUCUGUUAGCUCGUUCAAGGUUAGAAGAGCUCUGUCGUGAACUCCAGAGACAAAAUAAGAUUAUUAAAGAAGAGAGUAUGGUACGUGUUCGUGAAGAAGAGGAACGCAGGAAAGAAGUGUCUACAAAAUUUCAAUCUACACUUGCUGAAGUUUCAGCCUUGCUCCAACAGAAUAAUGAUAAAAAUCAAAAACUAAGAGAUGAGAAUACUGAAAUGGCUACAAAGCUACAGAUGCUGUGUGACCAAUACAGCUUGAGAGAACAGCAUCUGGAGAAACUAGGAAAACAAUAUGAUAUUGAACGACAACUAAAUGAAGCCAAACUGGCCAAAAUACGAAUGGAUUCAGCAGAGACAAAAGAGAAAAUGCUGAAAGAAAAACAGACACUGUUACUGGACCUUACCGAAUAUCAAAAGAAAUGUCAGGUGAUGCAGGAAGAUGAAGUUGCCUUACGUCACCAGCUGUCAAUGUACACGGACAAGUACGAUGAUUUUCAAAAGGCAUUAAAAGCUAGCAACCAGCAAUUUAAUGGCUUCAAGAGUCAAAUGGAUGAGAUGACUAAAAAACUUAAAAGCCUUGAAAAAGAAACCGCACAAUGGAAGCAACGUUGGGAGAAAAGUAAUUGUUUACUUACUGAAAUGGCACUUGAAAAGAAGCAGAGAGAUUCGGAGCUUUUAAAUACCACAAAACAGUUGGCGCAGCUUGAGAAACUUUGUAGAGCAAUGCAAACAGAAAGGGCCUCUUUAAUCGCAGAAAUAAAAUCCAAUAAAACGCGCCUAGCAGCCGAGCUCGAAGCGUCUCCAAGCCAUGAAGAUAGUCAUUCAGGAAAUAUUUCAACAGCAAGCCCUAAAGUAUUGGAUUUGGAUUUCGUCGAGCAACCUCGCAUAAACUUGGACACAAAUGUGUGUCACGGAAAUGGCGAAAAAAAUUUGGGAAACUCACAGGAAGUUGAGAAAAAUAUUCCGCCACUCAUUUCUUGUGACGUUACGUGUGAAGUUCAAAAUGCGCCGGAUCCAACAGGAUGUUCCGCAGAUUCGUCUUUCGGAAAUAGCGUUUUAAGCCAAUCGAAAUCUCAAGUGCAGCCGCCUUCAUCAUCUGAAACUACUGAAGUGAGAGCUACCGCGGAUUCGUCUUCUCAGGAUUCUGUUGUUUAUAACUAGUCAUGAACAGAACAAAAUACAAUACUUAUGAGUU